UAAAGAACAUCGGAAAAAGUCGCAACGGAAGUGCGAGCUCGACAUCCUCCAGACUACUGCCUCCACUUUCACCGGAAAUGACCGGGAACUUGGUGGCAAUCAGCCCGAGUAGGGCGGGCGGACGAGGAGGAGGGGGAGCAGGAGGUGGAGGAGGAGGAGGGAGUGGUGCGAACCAGUACCAGCCGAUUGUUUAUCCGGUGCGCAAGAAGUCCGUGAUUGAUCUCAGGCUUGACAUUGAAAAGGCCAACGAAACUAAAUACUGGAAGCCAGUACAAGAUUUCUAUGCAACUACUUUCGAAUCCUUCCUCGAAAUAAAUGCAGCCUUCAGGAUUGACCCUGAUAAGGACUACAAAACUACGGGAGAUGCGGGGAUCAAGUUUGAUUAUUUGUAUAACGUAUAUGAUCUCCUAGCAGAUUCAGACCAGGAAGUAAUAAAGUCCACGUUAAAGGCGGUCAUCGGCUGCUUGCUCAAAGACAAAAGGUUUAGUGAUACGACAAUGAUAUGGCCGCACACAAAAGACGACCUCCGAGCUUAUAUUAUACUUCUACAGAAUCCCAUAUUUACGCACGUGCAGACAUACGUCGUGUUCGCACAUCUCCUACGGGAGGUGGCCAGUCUCAACGACUACGACCAUCACUUCAUCGUGCACUGGUUCAGAAAAGUGCCCGUCGUGAGGUUUAAGAAGCUCAUUACGAUGAUACAUCAGUUCGUCACCGUGCGCCUGUUUCCACCCAAGGACGGCGACCUGCCGCCCAUGUCGAAAUGCACUUGGUGGAUUCCCAGCGCUAUAAAAGUGCUCGCGUUGCUUCAUGCUGCCAACGGAGUGAGCACUCCACCGCUGAUAAACCAUACAGAGUUUUACAACAGUGCCUUAGACCACAUGGACCUAAUGGCAGAAUAUUAUGCCUGGCAAAAUCCAAGCGCUCAUCCUGGGUUUUCCUUUUGCCAGUACCCCUUCAUUCUAAGCAUCACUGCCAAGCGGACCAUCAUGCAGAGAGAUUCCGAACAACAGAUGAUCAUUAACGCACGAAGAAGUCUGGUGGCGAAGGUUCAGCGGCGCCAGCAACCUGAUAUCGGCAUGCUCUUCCUCAAUUUGAACAUCCGGCGGUCGGAACUAGUGGAGGACUCAUUAAAUGAGAUUCAACGAAAGUCGAGUGAACUGAAGAAAAAACUGAAAGUGACGUUCGUAGGAGAGGCAGGCUUGGACAUGGGUGGCCUAACUAAAGAGUGGUUUUUGUUAUUAACACGCGCCAUUUUCCAUCCAGAAUACGGUAUGUUCAUCUACCAUAACGAGUCUUCAGUGUUCUGGUUCAACAGUAUCCCCACCACCGACCACUAUCAGGAAUUUCGCCUAGUCGGGGUCCUAAUGGGGUUAGCAGUCUACAAUAGCACUAUCCUCGACAUCCGGUUUCCUCCUUGUUGCUACAAGAAACUUCUUAACCCCGCCGUUGUUCCUGCAAACACUGCCGGUGUUCCACUAGGAGUGUGCACGAUGACGCUUGAGGACUUUGCUCAGGUUUGGCCGCAAGUUGCGAAAGGUUUAAAGGACUUACUAGAAUAUGACGGUGAUACGGACGAGGAUUUUGGCUUGACAUUCGAGGUGUCAACAACUGAGUUCGGUACUGUGCGCACACACCAACUAAAACCGGGUGGCGACACAAUCCAUGUCACGAACGAGAAUCGUGAAGAAUACGUGAAGCUGUAUGUAGACUGGGCUCUCAACAAAUCUAUCUAUCACCAGUUCAAAGCAUUUUACCUAGGGUUCCAUAGCGUCUGUGCAUCAAAUGCGCUGAUCAUGUUACGAUCAGAUGAGAUAGAGGUGUUGGUCUGUGGUAGUCCAGAGUUCGAUAUGGAGAAACUGAAGCAAGUGGCUAUAUGUGAUGGAUAUACAAAAGCCGACGUAACUAUCAAGAUGUUUUGGGACGUCGUGCUAGAUUUGCCUACGCAUUUACACAAGAGCCUUCUACUGUUCACGACGGGCAGCGACCGAGUACCGAUAGGUGGCAUGUCGGAGAUGACCUUCAAGAUAACUCGGGUCGACGCCAACAACGACAUGCUGCCUAUGUCACACACCUGCUUCAAUCAGCUGGUGCUUCCCGACUACAGAAAUCGAAAGGUCCUGAAGCACAAACUCAUCAUCGCAAUCUCUAAUGCGGAAGGAUUCGGAUUGGAAUGAUUUGAUUUCGUGGAGCGUUGCCGCCACCAGGCCCGUGUAGCGUUGCCGCCACCAGGCCCGUGUAGCGUGGGUACACAUCCUGCCUAUGGCAAAUUCGCCACUU
Priapulus caudatus is the source of this 2280-nucleotide messenger RNA. RefSeq names its product probable E3 ubiquitin-protein ligase HECTD2. Gene Ontology annotation, biological process: protein polyubiquitination. The coding region runs from base 78 to 2177 and encodes 699 amino acids. Gene Ontology annotation, molecular function: ubiquitin protein ligase activity. Lineage: Eukaryota; Metazoa; Priapulida; Priapulimorpha; Priapulimorphida; Priapulidae. The transcript is spliced from 20 exons. The record is from RefSeq and is a predicted model, not a curated record.